This is a messenger RNA of Aedes albopictus (Asian tiger mosquito), 1213 nucleotides long. Its product is annotated as craniofacial development protein 2-like. Gene Ontology annotation, molecular function: catalytic activity. NCBI's taxonomy places the organism in Eukaryota, Metazoa, Arthropoda, Insecta, Diptera, Culicidae. The record is from RefSeq and is a predicted model, not a curated record. The coding region runs from base 449 to 1213 and encodes 254 amino acids. Gene Ontology annotation, cellular component: nucleus. The transcript is spliced from 2 exons. Gene Ontology annotation, biological process: chromatin remodeling.
CCUGACGUCGAUAAUGUCGGAGAAGUGCCGUCCGUCAAUCAGAACGUGGUCGAUUUGAGAUUCCGUCUGCUGUGGUGAUCUCCAGGUGUAACGAUAAGGGAGGCUGUGUUGGAAAAAGGUGCUACGGGCGGCUGAUCUACGUCCGAGUGCCAGGGAAGGACUCUAAGCUCAACUGUGCACUAUGGUCCUCCGGAAAGUAGGGGGUUGGUGUCAGGCCCUACGAUCCAGCCGUAAAAAAACCAUUGUAACGGAAAAUCAGCAACAGAAUAAUACGAACCGAGACUAACGGCAACGACCCCAGCGAACAAAAAGGACUUGCGAUUGGAAACUCGGUACGUGGAACUGCCGAUCUCUCAACUUCAUUGGGAGCACCCGCAUACUCGCCGAUCUACUGAAGGACCGCGGGUUCGGCAUCGUAGCGUUGCAGGAGGUGUGUUGGACAGGAUCCAUGGUGCGAACGUUUAGAGGUAAUCAUACCAUCUACCAGAGCUGCGGCAACACACGCGAGCUGGGAACAGCUUUCAUCGUAAUGGGUGAAAUGCAGAGGCGCGUGAUCGGUUGGUGGCCGAUCGACGAAAGAAUGUACAGGUUGAGGAUCAAGGGUCGAUUCUUCAACUUCAGCAUAAUAAACGUGCACAGCCCACACUCCGGAAGUACUGAUGAUGACAAGGACGCAUUUUACGCGCAGCUCGAACGCGAGUACGAUCGCUGCUCAAGCCACGACGUCAAGAUCAUCAUAGGAGAUUUGAACGCUCAGGUAGACCAGGAGGAGGAAUUCAGACCGACGAUUGGUAAGUUCAGCGCCCACCAGCAAACGAACGAAAACGGCCUACGACUCAUUGAUUUCGCCGCCUCCAAAAAUAUGGCCAUACGUAGCACCUUUUUCCAACACAGCCUCCCUUAUCGUUAUACCUGGAGAUCACCACAGCAGACGGAAUCUCAAAUCGACCACGUUCUGAUUGACGGACGGCACUUCUCCGACAUUAUCGACGUCAGGACCUAUCGUGGCGCCAACAUCGACUCCGACCACUAUCUGGUGAUGGUCAAACUGCGCCCAAAACUCUCCGUCAUCAACAAUGUACGGUACCGGCGACCGCCACGGUACAACCUAGAGCGACUGAAGCAACCGCACCGAUACACUUCGCACUGCUUGAUUGUGGAUAGCAUUACUACGAUGGUACACACGUUGUGUCUGAAACAGCCUCAGCAGUAG